GCCAGAUAAUAUAGUAUCGUGAUAGUGCGAGUAUAUUGAAUUAUGGAAAAAUCGAACGAUUCCUUCGUAUUCGAUUUCGAAGCGGAAUUUGAUGAAAAAAAAGCACAUUCAUGGAUAAAAGAACAUUGGACCGACACGUUCUACUUCAAUGUUGUCUAUUUGAUGGUGAUAUUCUCAUUGAAGAAGUUCAUGCAGAAUCGGCCACCCUACAAAAUGAUGAUACCUGCAGUGAUCUGGAACAUUUUCUUAGCUAGCUUCAGCAUAAUAGGUACCAUCAGAACAUUUCCCGAGCUUAGGCGUUCUUUGAGUUUUCAUGGUAUCCACCAUUCCAUCUGCGACCAGUCGUUUAUUGCCACAGACGAAGUGACUCGAGUAUGGGUGUAUUUAUUCGUGCUAAGCAAAAGUUGGGAGCUGCUGGACACAGUUUUUGUAGUUUUGAGAAAACAUCCGCUGAUCUUCCUCCAUUGGUAUCAUCAUAUGAUAGCUCUCGUGUACAGUUGGGUUAGCUACUCUGAAUUAAUAUCUACUUCUCGUUGGUUCGUCAUCAUGAACUUUUUUGUUCAUUCGUUAAUGUACUCUUAUUACGCUCUUCGAUGUUUGAAAUUCAAGCUACCGAAGCAGAUAUCAAUGAUUAUAACUACACUGCAAAUCCUACAAAUGGUCAUAGCCUUUUCGGUGAACAUCUACGCCUUUUACCUAAUACAACAAGGUAUUGAAUGUGGUAUCUCCAUUUGGAAUAUUCGUUUUUCCACAGUUAUGUAUAUGAGUUUCUUUGUUUUAUUCUCUCGUUUCUUUUAUAAGGCCUAUCUAUCCAAUAACAAAGUGGAAGAAAAAAACGUUAAAGGUUAUGAUCAUUUGGCGGCCACUUCUAAGAAAUCUAAAUGAAUUUAGAAUUGUAACAUGACGUUUUAUUUUAAGAUUUAA
This is a messenger RNA of Coccinella septempunctata (seven-spotted ladybird), 924 nucleotides long. Its product is annotated as elongation of very long chain fatty acids protein 6-like. NCBI's taxonomy places the organism in Eukaryota, Metazoa, Arthropoda, Insecta, Coleoptera, Coccinellidae. The coding region runs from base 43 to 885 and encodes 280 amino acids. Gene Ontology annotation, molecular function: fatty acid elongase activity. Gene Ontology annotation, biological process: fatty acid elongation, saturated fatty acid; fatty acid elongation, polyunsaturated fatty acid; very long-chain fatty acid biosynthetic process. Gene Ontology annotation, cellular component: endoplasmic reticulum membrane. The record is from RefSeq and is a predicted model, not a curated record. The transcript has a single exon.